CUCUCUUAAAAAAAAGAGAAAAAGAAAAAUGCAACCCUAGAAAUUCUUUAACGUCAACAACCUCUCGAAAUCCCCUUCAUCGAUCGAAUCCCCUCUCUCAAUCCUUUAACAUUCUGCGACCUCGAUCGAUCAAUGGCGUUGUCGGCAUCGGACGUUCAAACCGUCUACUCUCUCCUCACCAACUCGUUGAGCUCCGACGAGUCGCUCCGAAAGCCGGCGGAGUCCGCGCUCGCCCAGUGCGAGAAUCGCCCUGGAUUCUGCUCUUGUCUCCUCGAGAUUAUAGCGGUUAGGGAUGCGGCUUGUAGCCGAUAUUGGAGGCAUCGACGAGAUUCUCAAGGGAUUAGCAAUGAUGAGAAGGUUCACCUUCGAAAAAAGCUGUUGUUACACAUCCGAGAAGAGAAUCCUCAGAUAGCGCUCCAGCUUGCUGUUCUUAUCUCAAAAAUUGCACGCAUAGAUUAUCCAAAAGAAUGGCCAGAGCUAUUUUCCAUAUUGGCUCAGCAGCUUCAGACCGCUGAUAUGCUUGCUUCUCAUAGAGUUUUUAUGGUUCUAUUUCGAUCUCUAAAGGAGUUGUCAACAAAACGUCUUAGCUCCGACCAAAGAAACUUUUCAGAGAUAGCCUCACUCUUGUUCGAGUACACUUGGAGCCUUUGGCAGAGAGAUGUGCAGAACAUACUGCAGGGAUUUGCUGCUCUUUCUCUAGAACUUGCUUCCACAUCCAUUGUGGAGCAACAGAAUGAUAUGUUUUUAACAUGUGAAAGAUGGUUGUUGUGUUCAAAGAUUAUCAGACAAUUAGUUAUAUCGGGCUACGCUAGUGAUGUAACAUCUGCUGAGGAGGUUAGGCAGGUCAAGGAGGUCUCUCCCGUGCUCUUGAAUGCUAUCCAAUCAUUUCUUCCAUAUUACACUUCAUUCAUGGGGAGACAGAUCGAAUUUUGGGACUUCACACAGAGAGCAUGCAUUAAGUUGAUGAAGGUUUUAGUUUCAAUACAGUGCAGACAUCCCUAUUCAUUUGGCAACAAAAGUGUUCUCCCAGCAAUAAUGGACUUUUGCUUAAAUAAGAUCAUAAAUCCUGAACCGUCAUUGACUUCUUUUGAGCAAUUUCUGAUUCAGUGCAUGGUUCUGGUGAAAUCUAUCUUGGAAUGUAAAGAGUAUAAACCUAAACUUACAGGCCGUGUGAUUAAUGAAGGUGGGGACACAUUAGAGCAGAGGAAGAAAAAUAUUUCCACAGUAGUUGCUGGCAUGCUUGCAUCUAUUUUGCCCACUGAGCGUGUUGUUUUGCUAUGCAACAUUUUGAUAAAAAGGUAUUUCAUUUAUACGGGGAAAGAUUUGGAUGAAUGGCACCAGAACCCAGAAUCUUUUCACCAUGAACAGGACAUGAUUCAGUGGACAGAAAAACUGAGGCCUUGUGCUGAAGCUCUAUAUAUUGUGCUGUUUGAGAAUAAUAGAAAUGUGCUUGCUCCUGUAGUUGUUUCAAUUCUUCAUGAGGCAAUGCGGGGUUCUCCUCCUGUGGAAAGUGAAAUAACCCCCGGAAUGCUUCUUAAAGAUGCUGCUUAUAGUGCUGCUGGUCAUGUGUAUUAUGAGCUUUCAAACUACCUGAACUUUAGUGAAUGGUUUCGUAGUUCCUUGACUCAGGAGCUCUCAAAUGAACAACCAAAUAUGCGCAUUCUUCAUAGAAAAAUUGCAUUGGUACUUGGCCAAUGGGUUUCUGAGAUCAAAGGGGAUACCAGAAAGCUAGUUUAUCAUGCCUUAAUCAGAUUGCUUCAGGAUAAUGACAUAGCUGUUAGACUGGCUGCAUGUCGAUCUCUAUGCUAUCUCAUCCAGGAUUCUAACUUCUCUGAACAAGAUUUUUAUGAUCUUUUACCAAUGUGUUGGGGCUUAUGUUUCAAGUUAGUGAAAGAUGUUCAAGAGUUUGACUCAAAGGUCCAAGUUUUAAAUUUGAUAUCUGUGCUGAUUGAACAUAUUGGUGAAAAGAUUAUUCCAUUUGCAAGUCAAUUAGUGGAUUUUUUCCAGAAGAUCUGGGAGGAAUCCACGGGAGAGAAUUUACUUCAGAUUCAACUGUUAACAGCACUCCGUAACUUUAUUUGUUCCCUUGGGUAUCAAUCAUCCAUUUGCUAUAACAUGCUUCUGCCUAUUUUACAAUGUGGUAUUGAUGUUAACAACCCUGAAACACUCAGCCUUUUGGAGGACAGUGUCCUGUUAUGGGAAGCAACACUUUCUCAUGCCUCUUCAAUAGUACCACAAUUACUGGAUUUGUUCCCCUAUCUGGUGUCUAUAAUGGAAAGGAGUUUCGAUCAUUUGCAGGUAGCUGUAGAUAUUAUUGAGGACUACCUAAUUUUUGGUGGGAUGGAAUUCUUGAGUCGCCACGCAUCAAGUUUAGCUACUUUGCUUGAUGGCAUUAUUUCAAAUGUUAAUGACAAAGGGAUUCUUUCAACUCUUCCCAUCAUUGAUAUUUUAGUCCAGUGCUUUCCUGCAGAGGCACCUCCUUUGAUAUUCGGUGUGCUUCAGAAACUUAUUGUUCUCUGCUUAAGCGGAGAAGAUGAUCAUAAUCCUUCAAGGACGGCUGUACGCACAUCUUCUGGAGCAAUUCUUGCAAGGCUACUUGUGAUGAAUACCAAUUAUGUUGCUCAUUUAGCAUCUGAUCCAUCUCUUGCAUUAGUCCUUCAACAGGCGGGUCUCUGCAUCAACCAGAAUAUCCUUCUUUGUUUGGUUGAUUUGUGGAUUGAUAAGAUUGACAAUGCCACAUUCAUACAGAAGAAGGCGUAUGCAUCAGCUCUUUCUAUUAUUUUAACACUAAGAGUGCCUGAAGUCAUUGAUAAACUCGAGGACAUACUCAGUGUUUGUACCACUGUUAUUUUGGGAGAAAGUAAAGAAACAAGCGAAGAGGAUUCCAGUGCAAGCUCCCCUAGCUCCCCUUGGCCUAACAGUGACAGUUUUGGAUAUGGUGGCGUGCCGAGCAAGGAAUUAAGAAGAAGACAAAUUAAAGAUUCAGAUCCCAUCAAGCAAUUGUCCUUGGAAAGCAUGCUUAGAGAAAACCUGAAAGCAUGUGCAUCUCUGCAUGGUGAAGCGUCUUUCAAUGCAGCUAUUGGCAAAAUACAUCCCUCAGCAUUUGCUCAGAUACAGCAGGCGCUUAAGAUGGCUUGAUGAAUAUUAUUAUCCAAAUCGUCAUUCUUUGAACAUUGCCAUGUGUUAUUUUCUUGGAUUUUUUUUAUUUUCCCAUAUACCCUGUACUUGGUUUUGGAUUUUCAGCUAUUGGCUGCUCAGUUGUUUUCCCCAAGUGGCAAUUUCCACUUCCCUAUACAAAUUGUUGUACAAUGUCUUGCCUACAGCUUGUGCAGAGCUCCAUAUGUAUAGUGUCCAAAGGAAAAUGCAUGGUUUUUGUGAUUGAUUUUGCAUCCGUCUCAUCCCCUGAGGGUAAAAAACACAAGCAAGGUUUGCUUGUAGAAGCAGACAGUUUUUUAUUCGUCCUGCUUCAGAUUUUUUGAGUAUGUCUAAAGUUUGGUUAUUGUAUCGAGAAUCCAAUUCCGGGAAGCUUGUAUCCUGACGAUUUCAGUUGCUGUGUGAGGCUUUUUGCUCUAGUAGACAAGUUUGUACAUGGAUAAAUAUUUUUAUUUUUCUUGCUGACUAGACUUGUCCAUUGUUUUCUUGUGAGAAAGUUGAACAUGACUGAGCUCUGCAAAUGUUGUGUCUUGGAUGUUAGUUGGCAAAAAGAUGCAUUGAAAACUUAUGCUGGCGAUGUGGUAUUUGA
Asparagus officinalis (garden asparagus) is the source of this 3742-nucleotide messenger RNA. RefSeq names its product importin-11. NCBI's taxonomy places the organism in Eukaryota, Viridiplantae, Streptophyta, Magnoliopsida, Asparagales, Asparagaceae. The record is from RefSeq and is a predicted model, not a curated record. Gene Ontology annotation, biological process: protein import into nucleus. Gene Ontology annotation, cellular component: nuclear envelope; cytosol. The transcript has 24 exons. The coding region runs from base 133 to 3138 and encodes 1001 amino acids.